This is a messenger RNA of Syngnathoides biaculeatus (alligator pipefish), 2330 nucleotides long. It is a transcript of the gene rasgef1ba, whose product is annotated as RasGEF domain family, member 1Ba. NCBI's taxonomy places the organism in Eukaryota, Metazoa, Chordata, Actinopteri, Syngnathiformes, Syngnathidae. The record is from RefSeq and is a predicted model, not a curated record. Gene Ontology annotation, cellular component: plasma membrane. Gene Ontology annotation, biological process: Ras protein signal transduction; positive regulation of GTPase activity. The coding region runs from base 290 to 1696 and encodes 468 amino acids. Gene Ontology annotation, molecular function: guanyl-nucleotide exchange factor activity. The transcript is spliced from 14 exons.
UCGAACCUCAGAGGCGCACGGGACGUAUCUCUGUGUUCCACGCCGGACAUCAGGCGCCUUCACGCGGCUUCCACUCCACAGCCACCCGGCUCACUUGUCUGGCUCCUUUUCAUUCUUACCAUUUAUUUAUUUUUAUUUUUUUGCUUUUGUGGUUGCAUUGUUGGCCUCGCUAAUACUUUGACACGGACGGGACGUGGACAAAAAUAUUAGGGACACUUAGAAGAAUUUUUCUUCAUUUUUUUAAGGGGGAAAGGAAGCACGCCCACCUGGAACCGAGGACAAUAACAACAUGCCUCAGACACCGCGCACCACUGGAGGAUAUAACAAAAACCUCUACCAGACCAAGGAGGAGGUCUAUUCUGGACUCUCCUACCAUGACAACAACCUGGUGUCCGGAUCCUUGGAGGCCCUCAUACGACACCUGCUCCCCACCGUUGACUAUUAUCCUGAUAGGACGUACAUCUUCACAUUCCUACUGAGCUCUCGCCUCUUUAUCCACCCGUACGAGCUUAUGUCCAAAGUGUGCCACCUUUGCGUGGAGCAGCAACGACUUGGCGAUCCCCAAGCCGAUAAGAUUCGACUUAGGAAGAUCGCUCCAAAGAUCCUGCAGCUGUUGACCGAGUGGACAGAAACCUUCCCGUACGACUUCCGGGAUGAGCGGAUGAUGCGGAGUCUGAAGGAGCUCACGCAUCGGCUCUCCACUGGAGACGAGAUUUACAGGAAGGCGGUGAGCCAGUUGAGCCAAGGUUUGAUCCGGAGGCUGACUGUUCUCAGCCAAUACGAGGAGGCUCUGCUCAAGAUCAAUGCCACAGUGGCCGAGCGUCUGACCGUCCUCAAGGCCAAACCCCAGCCUGCCCACCAAAGAGACAUAAUGUCCAUCUGCAAUGACCCUUUCACCGUGGCCCAGCAGCUGACCCACAUAGAACUGGAGAGACUCGGCUACAUCGGCCCCGAGGAAUUUGUCCAAGCAUUCAUCCAAAAAGAUCCGGUGGACAACAACAAGAGUCGCUUCAGUGACCACAAGAAGGCCACUAACCUGGAGGCCUACGUGGACUGGUUUAACAGGCUCAGCUACCUAGUGGCUACGGAAAUCUGCAUGCCCGUAAAGAAGAAGCAGCGUGCAAGGGUGGUGGAGUUCUUCAUCGACGUGGCACGUGAAUGCUUCAACAUCGGCAACUUCAACUCCCUCAUGGCCAUCAUUUCCGGGAUGAACAUGAGCCCCGUGUCGCGCCUCAAGAAGACGUGGAGCAAAGUGAAGACGGCAAAGUUUGACAUCCUCGAGCACCAGAUGGAUCCCUCCGGAAACUUCUACAAUUACAGGACGGCACUCCGCGGCGCCACCCAGAGGUCCAUCACCGCCAACAGCAGCAGGGAGAAGAUCGUCAUCCCGUUCUUCAGCCUGCUCAUCAAAGACAUCUACUUUCUGAACGAAGGCUGCGCCAACCGGCUGCACAACGGACACGUCAACUUUCAGAAAUUGUGGGAAUUGGCCAAGCAAGUUAGCGAAUUCAUGAGCUGGAAGAAGGUGGAGUGUCCGUUUGACAAGGACCGCAAGAUUCUGCACUACCUGCUGAGCGCGCCCGUCUGCAGCGAAGAUGCGUUGUAUCUGGCGUCGUACGAGAGCGAAGGUCCCGACAACAACACCGAGAAAGACAGAUGGAAGUCGCUCAGAUCAACGCUGCUAAAUCGAGCGUAAACCUCCAACAUGAGGAAGACCCCAGCUGUCCCAAAAGUGACUUUAAAUAAUAAUAAUAAAAAAAAAAAAUACAGUAUCCUCCAUGUCUAUGAGGAAACCACAAAAGUUACAUUUUACAUUUGUACGCGUUGCUUCGAUGUAGAUGGCGGCUUUUUCCACCUCUUUGUAAGACUUUUCUAGUCUCCUUUUCUACGAUGAUCCCUUUGAGUGGGUGGAGCUACGUGCUAGCUGCUGGUUGGCUAACACGUGCCACGUCACGAAGCUAAAGCUAGCUGUUAUUCAUUUCUUGGGUUUUUUGGAUGAAAUAAAUGCGCAGGCUGCAUUUCAAAGAUGCCUCGAGUGCUAACUUAGCAUGUUGGCAUCUGAACACAGUGAAUAAGCUACACGCUUUAGCAUUUUUAUGUUAAUUGUUGUUUGACAUGUUUUCCUCUGCUCAAGUUUUUGAAAAACACUUUAUGUAAUGAAAGUUUUGUGUUUUUAUGUAGAGUCCCCACCUCAAUAUUUACCUUAUUUAAUUGUCAAUUGUGAUUUCUGUAGAUCUUUAGUUUUUGUGUAAAUAAUGCCUAAUUUUUCCCCCAUCCACACCUAUUUAAAUGUUUUUUUGUCACCAAGAGUGAGUUAAUAAAAAAAGAAA